GCCAUGUCGCGUAGAUCUACCUCUCUUAUAGACUCGAUGGACUCGAGAGCCAGAAAUAAAAAGAAAUUAAAAAAUGUUAUCUAUCUUUCUCUCUCAUCCACUCUUACUCUCUAUCUGUCUCUAUCACCGCCGCCUACCAUCAUCCUACUCUAAAACCCCUACGACACGCCCAAAUGCGAAAAGUGCAAGAAAAACCACGACUGCCAGACUUACUACGCAUGUCCGAAAAGGUAUUUCAUGUCACCAUGUCGCUCGCUCCUUUCACACCGCAACAACCACAGUGGGCGCUUAGUCUAACCGUGAUGAUUCGAUGACUUUAAAGACUAUUUUACAUAUCUAACAAAUCUAACAAAUAAACUCUUUAAUGUUAAGAUCUCGAUAGCCCUUUGCAA
Gamsiella multidivaricata is the source of this 392-nucleotide messenger RNA. RefSeq lists its product as uncharacterized. Lineage: Eukaryota; Fungi; Mortierellomycota; Mortierellomycetes; Mortierellales; Mortierellaceae. The record is from RefSeq and is a predicted model, not a curated record. The coding region runs from base 74 to 292 and encodes 72 amino acids. The transcript has a single exon.